GUCCACGUAUCAUCUCUCCGAGUCCGAUCGGCUACGUGAUCGGUACCGGUGUAUUUAUAGAGAGUGAGUCAAGUGCCGAACAUGCGAAGUAAACUCUUGCCAAGGACUAUACCCAUGGAACUUUCUGUGAGCUUUAAAAACUUUGCAUAGGUCCACAAUUUCGAACAUUUCACUCGCCCGUCACAAUGUUCAACCCACUGCAUCCGCCUCCUUCCCCCCCUGCUUUUGCAGGUGACCAUGUGUUACCAGAGGAGAAUGCGGCAAUUCUUUCGAGGUUAAUCUUCCAGUGGUUGGGCCCUUUUCUUACUGUCGGCUUCUCAAGGCCUCUCGAGAAAGAAGAUUUAUGGCGACUCCCCCAGAAACAUACCACCGGCUCAAUCACUGAUGAUGUAGAAGUUAACUUCUAUUCUCGAUGUCCCCCUGAACAACGGCCCGUUUCCCUUCGGCACAAAUUUUCGGAUGACACUGAAGAUGCCCAAUCCUCGAAGGAAUCACUAGAUGUUGAAAAGGCAUCGCCUGGUACCAGAAAGAAACCGAGGCGAAGAAAAUACGAUUCAUCUCUAACGAAGGCGCUUCAUCGAACAUUUCUUGUUCGAUUUUGGUCAGCCGGUGUAUGCAAACUAGCGGGAGACACGUUGAAGACAGCUACACCUCUAGUGACAAAACUCUUACUUACCUGGCUGACUACAUCGUAUGAAUACUAUCGUCUGACGGACGAACAGAAGGCAUCGGGAGUAAUGGAACGUCCGAAAGGAAUCGGUUAUGGAAUCGGACUUGGCUUUGCGAUUUUUGUGAUGCAAGAAGCUGCCAGUCUUUUUACGAAUCACUAUAUGCAGCUGAGUAUGACAACGGGUUUGCUAUUAAGGACCGGAAUCAUCGGGAGUAUCUUUCGAAAAUCCUUAAGACUUUCCGGACGAGCCCGGCUCGAGCAUAGUGUUGGGAAGAUUACAACCAUGAUUUCUGCAGAUGCAAGUCGUCUUGACCGGCUCUGCAUGUAUAUUCACAAUGCAUGGGUGGCUCCAAUCCAGAUUGCGAUUGUUAUUGGGCUCCUCAUCAAUAACCUUGGGUAUUCUGCCUUGGUUGGCCUUGGCGUUCUCAUUCUCAGUUUUCCUAUGCAAGUAUUCAUUGGCCGUGUCAUGUUUGACCUUCGAAAGAAGGGCGUGAAGAUCACCGAUGUUCGUGUACGGGGCACGACAGAGGUUCUUCAAGGCAUCCGACUGAUAAAGUUCUACGCGUGGGAGGCUUUCUACUCGUUCCAAAUCGGUAAACUCCGCCAGAAAGAAAUUGGUAUCCUCAGACAAGCGGCGUUUGCACGGGCAGGGCUUAUUGCCAUCGUCACGUUUAUACCUGUUCUUUCAUCGGUCCUAUCGUUUAUCACUUAUGGGCUUACUGGACAUGAUCUUAACAUUGCCAUAAUCUUCAGCUCUCUGCAAUUCUUUAACAUCAUUCGAACUCCUCUCAUGUUCCUACCUCUGAUUGCCACCGCCAUAUCGGAUGCCUUAGUAGCGUUGGGCCGUAUCUCCAAGUUUCUGACCGCCGAGGAACUUUCCAACCAAUACAUCGUCGAUGAAGAGAGUAAACAUGCCGUGGAAGUUGACGGGACCUUCACUUGGGAAAGUAUAGAGCAGCCCGAAAGCGUCAAGCGUACACCUCCUCACAGCGGGAAACCCGGGAAGAAAGAUAAACAGAAACCUGACAAUGUGUUAUCCCUCUCGAAGGCGGAGGUUGAUGACGCUUCUUCGUAUACGGCAGCUGACCAGCCGUUUGAACUCCAAGAACUUCAGAUGACCGUACCUAAAGGAAGUUUUGUCGCUAUCGUUGGCCGCGUAGGGUCCGGAAAGAGCUCGAUUUUGCAAGCCUUGAUCGGUGAGAUGCGGCGGGUCAAAGGCGAAGUCAUUUUUGGUGGUUCAGUUGCCUACGCGCCUCAGACUGCUUGGAUAAAGAAUGCUACCUUGCGUGAGAACAUCUUGUUUGGCCAAGACCUCGACGAAGACAGAUUCCAGGAAGUUAUUAACGCAUGUAGUUUGGAACGUGACCUCGCAAUGCUUCCCCAAGGGGAAGAAACGGAAAUCGGCGAGAAAGGAAUCAAUUUGAGUGGCGGCCAGAAAGCCCGUGUAUCCUUGGCUCGCGUUGCAUACUCCCCUUCAGAUAUAGUCCUUCUUGAUGAUCCGCUAUCAGCUGUAGACGCCUACGUCGGCAAAGCUAUCCUGGAUAAUUGUCUGCUCAAGGGUCCACUCGCUUCGAAAACGAGGAUUCUCGUCACUCAUGCCUUGCACGUUCUAGAUAAAGUGGACUACAUCUACGUCGUCGACGAAGGCAUGAUUAAAGAACAGGGAACAUUCGCGGACCUUAUGGACAGUAGCGUCAUAUUUUCCCGUAUCAUGGAGGAGUACGGUACGACGGAGAUCGAGGAGGAUACGACAGAGCCUGAGGAAAUCGACGUCAUCGACAUCAAGGCAAAGAAAGCAAACACGCUGAAAGAUAAGAAGGGAGUUCUCAUGCAGACAGAAGAGAGAUACACUGGCUCUGUUUCUUGGACAACGUAUCGAGACUACCUGCGCUUUGCUGGAGGCAUUAUCUGGGCCCCGAUUCUACUGUCCCUGCUAGUCUUGAAUCAGUGUUCCCAAGUUGCAAACAACCUCUUUUUGGGUUUCUGGACAGGAGAAAGUAUUCACGGAUUCACCCAGGGACAGUAUAUGGCUGUCUACGCCGGUCUCGGUGUUUCCCAAGCAGUCUUUACUUUCUUGGUGACAGCAGGUUUUGCCAUGGCUGCGCUAAUUGCCAGCUUAUCUUUGUUCAAAACUGCUUUGACAAGAGUCCUGAGGUCUCCGGUCUCUUUCUUCGACACGACUCCUAUUGGUCGGAUAUUAUCAAGACUUUCGAAGGACCAAGACACUUUAGACAAUGAACUGGCCACAAUUCUCGCCCAGUUUCUUAACACGUUUAGUUCUGUCAUUGGAACUAUCGCCCUCGUCUUCUACACAUUUCCGCUGCUUGGGAUCAUUUUUGGUCCUAUGAUCGUUCUGUACUACUUGGUGUCGAUGUAUUACCGGAGAACAUCUGUAGAGACCAAACGACUCGACUCACUCAUGCGUUCAGCUUUGUACAGUUCUUACUCAGAAACAUUGACCGGUCUUGCGACGAUCCGAGCGUUCCGUGAACAGGACCGUUCCGUAAGGAGCGCUGAAUCCGGUCUCGAUUUGGAGAACAGGGCUUAUUACAUGACAAUUUCCAUCCAACGAUGGCUCAGUAUCCGACUGGAUAUUUUCGGAAACAUUCUCAUCCUCGGGAUAGCCCUUUUCGCCGCUGGCUAUAGGAACACAGUCAGCCCAUCCAAGAUCGGGGUCGUCUUGACCUACACCCUGAACAUCACACAAAUUUUCUCUGACAUGGUGGCUCAAUUCGCACAGAAUGAGCAGAACAUGAACGCCGUUGAGCGUGUGCUAGUGUAUACCGAGUUACCAUCGGAAGGGAAUGACAUUUCACCCGACAAGCCUUCCGCUGAAUGGCCUGAGAAAGGCACUAUCAGUUUUGAAGAUGUCGAUCUAGCCUAUAGGGAAGGGUUACCACUCGUACUGCGCAGUGUCAGCUUCAAAAUUAAUCCUGGAGAGAAGGUGGGAAUUGUAGGCAGGACUGGAGCAGGCAAGAGUUCCCUGCUACAGGCACUCUUUCGAAUUGUCGAACUUCAAGGAGGAAGGAUAGAGAUAGACAGCCACGACAUCAGCAAAAUAGAACUCGACACUCUUCGAGGCCGCCUGGCACUUGUACCUCAAGAUACUACCAUGUUCCUGGGAACCUUGCGGGAUAAUCUUGAUCCUCAGGGCUCAAGAACGGACGCUGAGCUUAUUUCGGUUCUCCAACGCGCGUGGCUUCUCCCGCCAGAUGGCGUCAAGGAUCCAGCCGCUGAGGCUAAAUUCAGCUUGGAUGCGACUGUAGGAGAUGAAGGGUCGAAUUUUAGCGCGGGUGAGAAACAAUUGCUGGCUCUUGGCCGUGCACUGGUCAAAAACAGUCGAAUCAUCAUACUAGACGAAGCAACGAGUAGCGUGGAUGUCGAAACAGAUGCAAAGUUACAGAGGACGAUCCAGACCGAGUUUUCUUCCUCGACGGUGCUUUGUAUAGCCCAUAGACUGAAUACAAUAGCUUACUACGACCGUAUCAUGGUGAUGGAUGCCGGAGAAGUUGCAGAGUUCGACACGGUCAUGAACCUGUUCGACAAGGAGGACUCCAUCUUUAGGUCGCUAUGUAAUGAAGCAAACCUGCAACGGUCGGACAUUGAGCGCAUUCGGAUAGAUCACGGAAAGGCCGUCAUAUAA
Molecule: messenger RNA, 4313 nt
Organism: Desarmillaria tabescens
Lineage: Eukaryota; Fungi; Basidiomycota; Agaricomycetes; Agaricales; Physalacriaceae
Product: multidrug resistance-associated ABC transporter
Exons: 37
Coding region: 186-4313 (1375 amino acids)
Biological process (GO): transmembrane transport
Cellular component (GO): membrane
Molecular function (GO): ATP binding; ATP hydrolysis activity; ABC-type transporter activity
Source: RefSeq, a predicted model, not a curated record